This is a messenger RNA of Balaenoptera acutorostrata (minke whale), 477 nucleotides long. RefSeq lists its product as uncharacterized. The record is from RefSeq and is a predicted model, not a curated record. Lineage: Eukaryota; Metazoa; Chordata; Mammalia; Artiodactyla; Balaenopteridae.
AUGCGCAAAAUCACAUUCGAAGCCGUAGCAGCGUUGUCAGGCGGGGAACAUGGCCGCGCCCAGGUUGCGCUUCCUCAUGGGGUACGCCAUGUUGGAGGAGUGUCCAUUCGUACAGAGGAUGAGGAAGCCUCUAAACUCACAUUGCUGAGCACUGGCGCUGUCUCACAGGACUGCUUGCGGGUCUCUCCUGGAACAUACCGCGAGGGGAGAAAGGGAAGAAAUCAGGGACCUGCAAGCCCUCCUAGGAUAGCCCUGGGAAAAAGGGGGAGGAGUCAGUGUUAGAUUCCUCUGCUGGGCUUGUGGGGGUUGGCUGUGGGGUUUGGAUGCUCCCAUAAUCUACAUUAUCUCCCACUCCAGCUACUCGAGCUAAAGUAAAAGUUCUUACCAAUAAUGGUUUUUGAUUUUUCCCUUAAUCUAAUGCAAUAUGUCAAUAAAAGUAUCUUUAGGAAAAUUUAUUUUUAUUUUCUCAUAAAAUAA